GUAAGAUGCGGCUGUAUGCAGCAGCACCAAAAACCGCAGCAAGACUCCCAGCCGCGCUGUCAAGGCGCAGCGGCGCUGUCACAUGACCUAUCGGCUGACGGAAGGCGGCGGCUUGUGGUGGUACUGGUUUGGGAGAGGUUGCGGAAGUCAUCAGGCAUCGGCCCCGCCCUCUCCUGCUGUCAUCUGACAUUGGCUCUACCCUCUCCUCCAGUCACCCGACAGUAGUCCCGCCCUCCUCCCCCCUCAGUGUGUGGGGAAUGGCUGCAGUGUGGCAGCAGGUAUUGGCAGUGGACGCAAGGUACAACGCUUACCGCACGCCCACCUUCCCCCAGUUCCGAACGCAGUACAUCCGCCGACGCAGCCAGCUGCUCAGAGAGAAUGCCAAGUGUGGCUUCGAGCCGGGUCUGCGCAGACAGUACCUGAGGCUGCGCAGCCAGCUGCUGGCCCUGCGCUACGGGCCGCUGUCGGAGCAGAGCAGCUUCCGGGCCAGCAGCGUGCGCAGCUCCCGCACCACGCUGGACCGCAUGGAGGAUUUCGAGGACGACCCCAGGGCUCAGGGUGCGAGAGGUCACCGCCGAUCGGUCAGCCGGGGGUCCUACCAGCUGCAGGCCCAGAUGAACAGGGCCGUUUAUGACGAGAGGCCCCCCGGCGGUCUGGUGCCUACGUCCGUGGCCGAGGCCAGUCGGGCCAUGGCGGGGGACACCACCCUGAGCGAGAACUACGCCUUCGCUGGCAUGCACCACAUCUUUGAUCAGCACGUCGACUCGGCGGUCCCGCGGCUGCAGUUCGCCAACGAUGACAAGAACCUGCUGGCCUGCUGCUCCCUGGACGGCACCCUGUCCAUCAUGGCCCUGUCCCCGGCCCCGCCCUCCGUGAAGGUCACCCUGCGGGGCCACCUAGGGCCCGUCACCGACUUCGCUUGGUCGCUCAGCAACGACGUCAUCGUCUCCACGUCGCUGGACGGCACGCUGCGCAUCUGGAACACGGAGGACGGGCGCUGCAUCCGGGCGGUGGGCGACCCGGACGCCAGCGAGCUGCUCUGCUGCACCUUCCAGCCCAUGAACAACAACCUGACCGUGGUGGGGAGCAGUAAGCACCUCCUGCAGGUAGUGAACAUCUCCACUGGGAAGAAGGUGAAGGGGGGGUGCAGCAAGCUGACGGGACGGGUGCUCUCCUUGUCCUUCGACGCGCCGGGCAAGAUUCUGUGGGCCGGGGACGACCGCGGGAGCAUCUUCUCCUUCCUGUUCGACAUGGCCACGGGGAAGCUGACCAAGGCCAAGCGGCUGAUGGUGAGUGAAGGCAGCUCCGUCUCCGGCAUCUCUGCCCGGUCCUGGAUCAGCCGAGAGGCACGGGACCCGUCGCUGCUGGUCAACGCCUGCGUGAACAAGCUGCUGCUCUACAGGGUGGUGGACAAUGAGGGCACCCUGCAGCUGAAAAGGAGCUUCCCCAUCCAGCACGGCUCCCAGCUCCUGCACAGCAUCUUCUGCCCCCUCAUGUCCUUCCGCCAGGGGGCCUGUGUGGUGACGGGCAGCGAGGACGGCUGCGUGUACUUCUUCGACGUGGAGCGGAACACCAAGGCCAUCGUCAACAAGCUGCAGGGCCACGGCGGCCCCGUGCUGGACGUCAGCUUCAACUGCGACGAGAGCCUGCUGGCCUCCUCCGACACCACGGGCAUGGUGAUCGUCUGGAGGCGGGAGCAGAAGUGACGCGCCCUGCCCCCCCCCCCCCCCACGCACACUAACGAGGCCCCCCCCGCACCCACACGAGGGCCCCCUGCUCUCCAGCUUAGCCACCUCUCACAUGUUCCUGUAGUACAGCCGCCAACAGGACUGGGGAGGGGGUCUACCCAGAGUCCUUCAGUUCCGCAGACGCUCACAGUCCGGCAUGCACACACCCCCCCCCCCCCUUUAAAAAAAAGCUCAAAAAAGAAAAGCCUGAGAACAGUUCCCCCCCCCCGCCCUCUGCUGGUCCUCCCUGGCGCAUGCCGGCUGCUGUGUGGAGCACUCCAGUACUCCUCCACCCACCUCCACCCACUAGCCAUCCCGCCGCAGCGCGGUGCGACCUCGUUUCCAGGGGACGGCCGCCCCCUUCCAGUUCCGUCCCACCAUAUUACUGUAUGCGUAUGAUGCAUAUUCUGCAUUCAUGUGACUGCGUAUUUAUAAUGCAUUAUUUGCAUCUAUGUAUUACUGUUUCUCAACUCUUGUCCUGGAGACCCAUAGCGUGUACUGGAUUUUGUCAAAGCCAAACUCUUGAUCAGUUAAGGUUGUUGAAAGAGUUCCACCAUAAUUGUGUGGGUAAACGUAUUUUAACACAAUGCAGGUUUGGCUUGUUGCCGCUUGCUGUCGGUAAAAGUUCACUUAGCGCAGAUGAUUACAGGUUUCAACACUCUCGGCAAAUGGGACCCAACUGAUAUAAUCCGUCAGUCUGUCGCUGAAUCAAUUAAAAGUGGAGACUCUUUCCAUUGGAAUUAUUUGCCGUGUAGUACAUACAGCGCAAAUGACAGCGUAAGUUGGUCUGACGAACUGAAAUUCCUGGGAAGUGAAUGUAGGAUGUAGAAUGUAUCUCUUAGGGCAUGCAUAGCUAUUUCUUGCAUAAUGUGGCUUUAAGAGAGUGAGCUGUCUUUGAUAGACGUAAAAAGUCUAAUUAAGAACAGUUAGCAGCUCAUUACAAGGCAUAACUUGUUACUAUGGUUGGAACAAACACCAGAAUACACAGCGAGUCGCCAAGACCAGUGUUGAGAAACGCUGAUACAUUGCACACACACUCUGGGCAACACCUUGGAUUGUGCUGCAGUUGCAAAUGCUGUACGAAUUACUGAUAACUGCAUUAUGCAGAUUUUAAAAACACAUUCUUGGUGGUAUGUAAAUGUUAGCAAAUGUGUUAUUAAGUGAGAGUCCAGGGUGGCCAGAUUUGACAAAACUCCCCAAAAUGGUACAGUUUGAACACAGCUGAGAAGGGUGAGUGGUCUGCUGUAUGUAAUUUGACAGCAGUCCGCACUGCGACUUUGAUGGAAUUUUCCCAAAUCUGGACACACGCGCCGCUUUCUCAAAAUAAUAUUCACUAAAAAUCAUGUUGGAUUAAACUCAGCAUGGAUUUUUUAAGGACAUAUAAAGCAGGCAUUAAUUCCUUUGUUAGGCUUCAUAACUACAUAACUUCUUGGGCCUUUCCUGAAGCUGCACUACCUGAAUAUGUUGCCAUUCCAUGGUGUUCUGUGUUUAUGUCUGUGGUAGAGUUGAACUUAUUUGAAAGAUAUAACUUAUUUUUAAGCUGACCUGCCCUCUGUGAAAAGCAGUGGUCUAGCUUUGUUUACCAUGAAUAAAAAAACAUGCACAGUACACACAUACAA
Molecule: messenger RNA, 3346 nt
Organism: Anguilla anguilla (European eel)
Lineage: Eukaryota; Metazoa; Chordata; Actinopteri; Anguilliformes; Anguillidae
Gene: wdr13
Product: WD repeat domain 13
Exons: 10
Coding region: 258-1706 (482 amino acids)
Cellular component (GO): nucleus
Molecular function (GO): protein binding; promoter-specific chromatin binding
Source: RefSeq, a predicted model, not a curated record